UGAACAUUUCUCUCCAUUUCUUUCCAACUCCCCUCGCUGCCUCUGCUCUGAGCCGCUCGUCCUCCCAGAGCACUGCAGCUCCUCCUUCCACCUCUCUCAUCAGCCGCCCCUCCCUCUUCCUCUCCUCUCUCCCCAUCUCUGCUAGGUGCAGCAUGUAUGUGAGCGUGUGUGAGGCAGCAGAGCCGCCUGUGUGUUUACAUGUCAGCCUAUCAGUGCUGCCGGAUUUAGCGCAUCUGGAGAGGACGAAGGCAUUUCUCAAAUGCCCCUCAGACAAGGGAUUCUCAUCGCUGCAUAUAUCCCUCUUUCCCAUUUGAAUCGAGCCCGUCUUGAACCCAGCAUCCCUGUCUCCAUGCUUUCGGAGGCAUUUUGAAUUUCCUUGGCAACAUGGAGCUGCUUGAAUUAGAAUUCUCUGCAUGACAGUCCUGGUAAAAAGUAGGAUGGUGUCGGGGGAGGCAGGAGGGCACAGCUACUUGGUUGCGUGCUGGCAGCCCAUCCUGAUCCUGAUGCUGGGCACCGUCCUUUCUGGAUCUACCACCGGUUGCCCCUCCCGAUGCGACUGCAACGCCCAGGAGCGUUCAGUCGUGUGCCAUCGCCGGAGACUGGCAGCACUUCCUGAGGGUAUUCCGACUGAAACGAGGCUGCUAGACCUCAGCAAAAACCGUCUCAAGAAUCUGGGACCCGAGGAGUUCAUUAAUUACCCUCAGCUGGAAGAGCUGCAACUUAACGAAAACAUAAUUUCAUCCAUUGAGCCCGGGGCUUUUAGCAACCUUAUGAACCUUCGAAUUCUAGGUUUGCGCAACAACCAACUGAAGCUCAUUCAGCUUGGGGUGUUCACAGGCAUGACCAACCUCACCCAGCUGGAUAUUAGUGAGAACAAAAUUGUCAUUCUGCUUGACUAUAUGUUCCAGGAGCUGUAUAACCUGAGGGCACUGGAGGUUGGUGACAAUGACCUAGUAUUCAUCUCUCCCCGAUCUUUUCAUGGCCUCAGCAACCUUGAAAGCCUCAAUAUUGAGGGAUGCAACCUGGCCUCUGUGCCCACUGAUGCACUUAGCCAUCUGCAUAACCUGUUGUCACUUCAAUUACGCUAUCUCAACGUCACUGUCAUAAGGGAUUACUCCUUUAAGAGGCUGUAUCGGCUCAGAGUGCUAGAGAUUUCUCAUAUGCCUGCCCUGGAUACCAUGACCCCAAAAUGCUUGUAUGGACUCAACCUCACAUCACUGUCAAUCACAAACUGUAAUCUUACCGUCAUCCCCUACCAAGCUAUCAGUCACCUGAGAUAUCUUCGGUUUUUGAAUCUGUCUUUCAAUCCCAUUCAUACUGUGGAAGGAAACCAACUUUCUAAUCUACAGAAGCUCCAGGCUUUUCAUUUGGCUGGUGGAAGAUUAGCUGCCAUUGAGCCCUAUUCUUUUCGAGGACUCAACCACCUCCGUGUACUCAAUGUAUCCGAUAAUAGCUUGAGCACCCUGGAAGAGUCCGUCUUCCACUCAGUCGGAAACCUGGAAACCCUGGCUUUGUAUGACAACCCAUUGGCCUGUGAUUGUCGCUUGCUCUGGGUGUUCCGCCGGCGAUGGAGGCUCAACUUCAACAGACAACAGCCCAUGUGUGCUUCGCCUGAGGUUGUGCAAGGAAAAGAGUUCAAGGACUUCCCAGACAUCCUUCCCUCUGACUAUUUCAUCUGCCAGAAAUCAAAAAUCGUGGAUUAUAAGGUUCAAGAAAGCCAUGUAGAUGAAGGAACUACAGUUCAUUUUGCUUGCCAGGCUGAGGGUGAUCCAGUCCCUGUGAUAAUGUGGCUGUCCCCUAAAAAGGACUACAUCACUACCAAAACUGUGGGGUCAAGACUUUCUGUGUCUAAUGAUGGCACAUUGGAGGUGCGUUACUCCCAAAUCCAGGACAACGGCACCUACACGUGCAUUGCAAGCAAUGCAGCCGGCAAUGACACCAAAGCUGCCCACCUAUUUGUGCAUAGUUACUCCCCCAAUUGGCCCCACCAGCCAAACAAGACAUUUGCCUUUAUCUCCAACCAGCCCAAUGAUGAAGGUGCUAAUGUGACCCGGGCCACAGUUCCAUUUCCAUUUGAUGUAAAGACACUCAUCAUUGCAACCACCAUGGGAUUUAUCUCUUUCCUUGGAGUUGUCCUCUUCUGUCUUGUAAUAUUAUUCCUCUGGAGUAGAGGGAAAGACAGCACUAAGUCAAGUAUAGAGGUUGAAUAUGUGCCACGUAAAGAGGAAACAGAGGAGGCCAGUCCAACUGAGGCAUCCGUACAAUUCAACAUGAAAAUCAUGUGAACAUCAAAAGGAGGCCGUGUAAGCUUACAAACUGCAGUCGGGAUGCAUACUAUCCUCGCUUCAAAUAUGUACUCAGUCUAUGAGUGAUAGAGAUUGCACAGCAGCAAACGCAUCUUGACAAUAUACCCUAAACUUUUUUUUUUUUUUUUACUUCAGGGACUGAAACUUUAAAAGCAAAUGUUGAAUUUCAAAUAUUCAGAUUUCUGUAAAUUUGUAUUGGCAAUUCUCAAUCAGUAUGUUAACAUGCACUUAACGACCCAAUUACUGCGUCUAACCAAAUUAAGGUAAUAGUUCUGAAUAAAGCACAUGGAUCACAGUAGACAGAUUUCCCCAAUAAACUAAGUUUACAUGAUAGGCUGGAUACUGUCUGGAAGGAAGUGGAGAUUAGCAGAGAAAGAGUUUUCCUAUUAGAACGAUCUUGCUGUUAGGAUCUUGUUUUUGUUUUUGGUGUCUUCUACUUUGAUGGGUGUUCAAAGCACAAUAACCCAAAAUAAGAUCCUCGGGGUGUGAGAAAUUAUUGAUACAUUUGAGUAUCGCAAUAUUACCAAUUCUCAAUAACACUUUUAAUUGUUAGUUUACAGGCAAAGAUAUGUGGCAGUGGUUCAGUUUGUGUUGUAUUUAAACCCCUGACCAUGCUCAGCCAUUUCACUCAUCCACUCCAAUGUAACAAUGUACACACUGAGACAGGAAGAAGUAAGCACAAAUCAUUUGCAAAAAAAAAAAAAAAAAAGAGCGAUGCAUGACACACAGGAGAGAACAGAAUCACAGGAUUACAUUAGGGAGCAGUUAUUGAAUGGAGAUUGGAAGCAAAAGAUACCGUCAUUGUAUCCAAAUGAAUGUCGCAGGUGGACCUGCAGACCUACAAUGUUUUGCACCCAGUCUGAAUCUUGCCUUGCAGGAAGCACUGAAAUUGCCAACAGUGUGACUACUUACCGGGAUAUCUACUAUAUCUAUAUUUACUGAUAUAGGUAACGUGAAUUCCUUUACUCAGAUUGCACAAAAAAGUAGAUUUAUUAUGUUGGAUGUUAUGGGAACUGUGGUACAAAUGCAGAUUCCAUUGCCCUGAUUGCAAAAAAAGUGAACUUUUCUUUUUUUAACUAAGAUUUUAUGCAUAUGAUGCUGUGUUGUUUAUACUAAGACUAAGAAGUUUUUCUAAAGUUAGAUUUUAAAAGAAAAAAAAAAUCACAAUAUAUCACCUUGCUUACAGUAUCGCAAUAUAUUGACUUGUAAUCCCUGUAAUGUAAUACGUAUCGUAUUACAAGAUUAUUGCCAAUAUUGGUCCUAUUUGAGCCAAAGUUCUGUUACUUAAAAGUUGAAAGUAGUAUCUCUAUUUUUUUAGUCCCAUCAAAAGCGAUUGAACAUGUCAUGAACCAGUCAGUUAUUCUAGGCGUCUGCAGCUGUAUGUGCAAUGUUUAGAAAAAUAUAGAGGUUAGAGAACAUAGUCAGAUAUUGUAAUAUUGAGAGUUGUAAUAUUACCAAACUUUUGCAUCUGAAUUCUCUGAAAUUGGAAUCAGUUGGUGGAAUAGAGUCUGAGGAGUGAGUGUAUAUUACCGCCCGUUGUGUGUCAGUGAGCAGUGGCCUUUCACUCUUGCCCAACAUCAUUAAAUUGUGUUUUGAUGUUUUCUCUGCACAGUUUUCUCUGCUGCUGCUGUCUGGAAGAAACCAUGUCCGAAAUUUCAAACAGUAGCCUUUAUCUCCAUUGGUCAUCACAGAGAAGUAAAUUUUGUCAAUUGGGCUUCAAUUUUACAGUCUAUUGGUUAUGAUAAGUGGAGUAUUUCCUUAAUCUGGUAACAGCUGAAUUAGAAGUGAGCAUGUUAACACACUGAAUCAGAAAAUCAGCCAGUCCUACAGUAUGUGCUCCUUUCUGCCAACAAAGAAAGUUUGUCAUUAAAUGUAUUGACAUGUUCAGCUAUACAUACUUUUUCUGUAUUUUAUUCUUUCCUUGUACAUUAUGCUAUGGCACAAUAGUAAUGCUUUUAAUGGCUGUGGGUUUUGAACAUAUUACAAUUGACAGAGCAGAUUCAAUCAGUAAACAUGUUUUUUUUAUUUAACUAAACCAAAAGAAAGUGUGCACGAGCACAGUCGAAAAUAAUCAGAUUAACAAUGCAUCACCAAGUGUAACAAAGUUAAUUUGUUUACCCAUUUGGCAGCUCAAUAAGUGCAAGCACACUAUCCAAGUCCUGCGGUUAUAUUGUCACCAGUGCACCUCAAAAAUGGUGACAUUAUUAAUUUGUUGCCUUAAGUAACCCAUUUUCCAAUUUUCAGCUGAGCAAUACCCAAUAUUUAUGUGCAAAAUGGGAGUUUUAUGCCUAUUAAGAAUUUUAUGUUGUCUAAUUAAUUUCACAGUCAUGGUCUGCUCUGAAGAUAAUGUGUUCAUUAACUCUUAAAAUACGUGUUUGAAAAGGGAUGGGCAGAUGGAAAUUCUAUUA
Larimichthys crocea (large yellow croaker) is the source of this 4714-nucleotide messenger RNA. RefSeq names its product leucine rich repeat and Ig domain containing 1b (gene lingo1b). The record is from RefSeq and is a predicted model, not a curated record. The transcript is spliced from 2 exons. Gene Ontology annotation, molecular function: protein binding. Bases 414 to 2285 code for a protein of 623 amino acids. NCBI's taxonomy places the organism in Eukaryota, Metazoa, Chordata, Actinopteri, Sciaenidae. Gene Ontology annotation, cellular component: plasma membrane.